UUUUUUUUUAAAUGUAGUGAAAUCUCUGGGGAGAAACGUGGAUCUGAGGACCCUGGAGAGAAGUCCCUUCGUGCUGUCCUAGACAGCUGCAGCAUCACUCACAUCCUUUUAACCAUGCGCCUCUGAUCCUGGGGAAGACCAUCCCUUUGAGGACUCCCAAAGGGGGUAGCCAGCAUGAAAAUGGAGGAGCAAGACCCCGCACGGCAUAGACAAGGAGAGGGGUUAGAGACUGGCAGAAAGGGCCCUCACGUCUUCCAGGGAGGAAGUAUCGGAGAAGCCGUACAGAGAAUUUCAGGAGCACAGCUGGUAAAACAGGAGCCGUGUGAAGGGCUGCUUCACCACUGGGAGGCACAGUGGCAGGAGUUCCUGAAGACGGUGGAGUCCCCUCAGUCAUACUGGGCCAUCCCACAGGCACUAGAGGAACCCACCAUGCCGUGGGGCAACCCAAAAGUCUUUCUGGCCACUUUUGAGCAAGUAGCCGAAGCCUGCCAGUGGCCCAGAGAAGAAUGGGUGACCCAGCUCCUGCCAGCCCUCUGUGGAGAAGCUGAGCAAGCCUUUAACAGACUGAAAAUGAGAGACAGAGAGGAUUAUGGGAAGGUAAAGGCAGCCAUAUUGCGAGGGGAUGCCCUGAAGAGGGAGAAGCAGCGCCAACAUUUCCGGCGUUUCCGCUACCAAGAAGCUGAGGGGCCGAGAGGGACGUGCCUCCAGCUCCGGGAGCUUUGCCGUGGGUGGCUGAAAGUCGAGAGACACACCAAGGAGGAGAUCCUGGAAAUGUUGAUCCUGGAGCAAUUCUUGAGCAUUCUCCCAGCAGAGAUCCAGAGUUGGGUACGGGAACAUGGCCCGGAGACCUGCUCCCAAGCAGUGGCCUUGGCUGAGGAUUUCCUACAGAGAGACACGGAGAGAAUGGAAAAACAGGUACUAACACUGCUUGCAGAGGCGGCUGUGAGCUUCUCUGAGGCGGGCCAGGCUCCGGGUCAUUCUGGACAGAAGCAGCUGUGCUUGGAAACCAAGAAGGAAGAUGACGAGGAAACCAGCUUGCUUGCUGUGAAAGGCUACAUAAACAUCAGCUCGGAGCAAAAAUAUACCUCAGAUGGCUCAGAGCCAGGGAGACCCUAUGGAGCAGAGGAGAAUAUUUCCCCAUGGGGCAAGCAGGACAACUUCCCUGAGAAAUGGCACAGACGGGAGUUCCAGGAAGCCCAUCCAGAGAAGAGAGUACGUGAAACAGAUUCUUUUAUGGAUGGUCACGGUGUGGUCGGCGAAGCCACGGUUCAGCAAAAAAUUCAUCAUGAUUAUAGGCAGAUGAGAACCUUUGAAGAGAAUAAUGUUCAAAGGGAAAGCCUGGAGCAAAUGGGCUGGUUCGAGAUGUAUGCAGGGGGUUCAAGAGACAUUUCGCUCCUCCAUCGGGAAAGAGCCCCAAAGACUCCGUACCAGUGCACAGAGUGCGGGAAAAGCCUCAGCCGCAAAGACAACCUGACGAGACACCAGCAAAUGCAUGCGGGGAAAAAAAAGCCCCACCAGUGCCCAUCCUGUUUGAAAACAUUUCGGGAUAAGUCUCACCUUAUCCGGCACGAAAGAAUCCACACAGGAGAGAAACCCUUCAGUUGCUCUGUCUGCGGGAAGAGCUUCAGCUGCAACUCGUACCUCAUUGUUCAUGAGAGAAUCCACACAGGGGAGAAACCAUACAAGUGUGCUGUCUGUGGAAAGAGCUUCAGUUGCAAUUCCUACCUCCUCCGCCAUAAGAGAAUGCACACAGGAGACAGGCCAUACAAAUGCCCCGUCUGUGGGAAGCGGUUCACUUGCAAUUCCAACUUGAUUUUACACAAAAGGACCCACACUGGGGAGAGACCCUACAAGUGUUCCUCUUGUGCAAAGACUUUCCGCCAGAGGUCCCACCUGAUUUUCCAUGAGAGAAUCCACACCAAGGAGAAGCCAUUCAAGUGCCCAAUCUGUGGGAAGAGCUUCGGCCGUAAUGCGCAGUUGAUUCAACACAAGAGGAGCCACACGGGUGAGAAGCACUACCAGUGCCCCAUCUGCGGGAAGAAGUUCAGUUGUAUGUCGUACCUGAUCCAGCACGAACGGAUCCAUGGUCGGGACAAACCAUAUAAGUGCUUGGACUGUGGGAAGACUUUCCGGCGGAGUGCGGAGCUGUCUUCACACCGGAGAACUCACACUGGGGAGAAACCAUAUCAGUGUUUCGAAUGUGGGAAGACCUUCAGCUGGAGUGCAGGCUUGACCUCCCACCAGAGAACCCAUACUGGGGAAAAACCAUAUCGUUGCUCGACAUGUGGGAAGAGCUUCAGUCGGAAACGGCUGCUGAUCCUGCACAGUCGGUUGCACCUGGGAGAGAAACCAUUUCAGUGCUCAACGUGCGGGGAAAGCUUCAGUCUGAAUUCACAUCUUAUUAGACAUGAGAAAACCCACAUGGUGGAAGCCACAUAAACAGGCGCUGUAUCCCACUUAGAAAAAUUUCAGUCAAUUAAUUGUUCAAGCUGAUUAAUUAAAUCGGCAUCCAUUUUCAGGAGGACCAAAAAAACCAUGGGUUCCUGGUUUUUCACCCUUUGUCACACUGUCUCUGGAAGAGGCAUUCCCCCAUAUGUGAGAAAGAAGGGGCAUGCUUGUCUAAAAUGCUACCUACCAGCCAUUAGACUUGUAAAUUUCUGUGUAAAAUUUACAGCUGUGGAGUAAGAUUAGAGACCCAUAAAGACCAACAAGAUUUCCAGGGUAUAAGUUUUUGAGAGUCAAGCUCCCUUCAUCAGAUACUAGAAUCAUAGAGUCGGAAGGGGCCAUACAGACCAUCUAGUCCCCCUCAACCUCCUCUUCUCCAAACUAAACAUUGCCAAGGCCCUCAGCCUUUCCUCGUAGGGCUCAGUCUCCAGACCCCUGAUCAUCUUUGUCGCUCUUCUCUGCACUUGUAUCUAAUAAAGGGAGCUUUGACACUCAAAAGCCUAUACCCUGGAAAUUUUGUUGGUCUGUGUUACUGGACUCAAAUCUUGCUCAUCUAUUGCCUACCAACAUGGCUACCCACCUGAAACUUACAAGUUUUUCAUUGUAAAAAAUCUGCAUUCGAGCACUUACCAAGCAAAAUUUGUGUUAAAUAGCCCAAAUGGAAAAAUGCAAGUCUGUGUGCUGGAAAAUAAACUUUAUUCUUCAGAGCAUGUUUAGAUAUAUAUAAAAAAUGAUCCCAGUGUAACAGGUUCCUUCAGCUUUUCCACUAACGUGUUCACAGCAAACACUGGUUUCCUUGCCGUUUUUGUCUCCCUCGAUGCAUCUGGUGGAAUGUGUGACUUCUGUUUGCUUAAAAUUGUUUCUAGUUAAAUAAUCGUAUGGCACUUAAUUUUAUGAAACGAAGACGAUGUUUGUUCAUUUUUACACUGAAAAAUUAUGGCGGGACAGAGCAUACAUCUUGAUUUCACAGACAUUGGCCAGUCAGCACUCAGCAACCCCCAUCUGCUUCACAUUACCAGAAUUCCAUUCUCCUGACCUUGAGCCUCCAGAGAAGAUGGUGCGCAUCACGACAACAUCAUGAGUGCACUUUCCAGAGGAGGGUGGUUCCUGUUUUUAUGUAAAUCUAUACACACACGUAGUCACAGAUUAGGAAGCAGAAAACUUGUAAAGAAGAGCAGCGCCCCUUGGAAACUGUUUUCCAGAACUUCUUUCAAAUGAGAACAGAAAAGAAUCCACACUAGUUGGUGUUUCAGCUCUGGUCUUCAAUUGACACAGGCCACACAAUUCCAGCGUAGCUCUCUGAAAUCCACUGCAUAUGUUAUGUCUUGGAUUAUAGCAAUGAGUUGCCUAAUAAAUUAAUUAAAAGAGUCCUCAAUUGGGCAGCAGUUUGCUGAAAGAAAAACUAAUAGUCCUUGUGAAAGGUAAGAGUGGCAGGCUCUCUCUUUGGACAUGCAUUCCCUUUUUUCUUGCACAGGGAGAUGCCUCUUCUAAGAAGAUGCCUUCUCAUGACCCACUGAUGCAACACAAAGAGCAAAUGCAUUUCCCCCCCCCUUGAGUUUUCUUUAUUUGAACACAGAUGUAUGCAGUUUAAAUUAAUUUAUGAACUUGCAAUCUUAAGAAAGGGAAGCCAGGGUCUUGUAAGGAUGUAACCGUGCUUGGAAUUCCUCUCCAAAACCCCUAUGAUAAAUUCAUGAAGGUGACUUUAAUUGGGCCUAAGUGUGUCUUAUCAUGGGUGAACAGUAAAUGCUGGUUUAGAUCCUGCAAGAGACCCUCAAAUCCCACUGUAACUUAGCAAGAUAAAAAUAGAAACCAAAAAAUGGGAGGAAAUUUCUUUUUUAAACUGGAGCUGAAACUGUGGUUGUUGUGGAUUUUCCGGGCUGUAUCGCCGUGAUUGUAGUUCCUGACGUUUCGCCAGCAGCUCUGACUGGCAUUUUCAGAGGCAUAGCACCAAAAGACUGAUCUCUCAGUGUCACAGUGUGGAGAUGUUGGCAGGUAUUUUAUAUCUACUCAGGAAGGUGGGUUUGGGCUGAGUCAUCCUGUAAGAGUUUCCCAGGGUGUGGAAUGCUAAUGAAGGGAGGCUUCACUGUAUCCUGAGGAGGUUCUUUUGCAAAUGGAUUGGUGCUUGAUAUGCUGAUCUUCUCUGCAGGGCUAUUGUAGGGUGUAGAGUAUUUUGUUAGCCUGGUGUUUUUCAGGACUGGAAACCAUGCUCUGCUUCUGUCUGGAAGUAUGGCUGGUAAACACAUGUUCCAUCUUUCUGUAGGUGAGAUUAUCGAUCUUGUCCCAAUCAUGUCCUGAAAAACACCAGGCUAACAUCGUUCUCUGGCCGUGAAUGUCUUCGACAAUAUAUGGAGCUGAAACUGUUCAAAACAAGGACUCAGGGAGAAACCAAUCUAAUCAAACAUGGACAUAUUUUUUUUGGUUCAAUUCCUUGAUCCAAACUCAAGACACAUUAGAUUAAUUUCAGAUAAGUAGCCUUGUUGGUCUGUCGUAGAAUACCAAGAUUUGAGUCCAAUGGCUCCUUAAGAGUGUAAGCCUUCGAGAGUCAAAGCUCCUUUCGUUAGACACCCUGGAAAUCUUCUUCGGUGCUGCUGGGCUCAAAUCUUGCACUUCAGAUUAAUUACUAAGAUUUGGAUUAAUUAAAAAUGUCUCUCCUAUGAACUGGGCAGUAGAAUUUAAAAAAAAUGUUUUUAGUGUAAGAAUAUGUAGACUGCUCCUCCUAAGAAGAGGCAUUCCUCCUUUUCCCAAAAAGGAGGGGGUCCCUCACUGUGUGCAUUCCCUAGUGAUUGUGUUUGUUGGAGCUGAGAGUAUCCGUCAUCUGAUAAUUAUGAAGUAACGAUUCUUACUGCAUUAUUACGGACAAAUGGAAUAUGGUUUGUUGUGGGUAGAGGGAAGCUUUGGAUCUGGUGCAUUUCUCAUUGGGGUCAGUGAAUGUCCCAUUUAGUUAAUGGAAGACUGUUACAUUUAAUUAUCUUAAAUAAUAAAUAUUGUUUGUAUGACCUAAUAAAAGCCUGUUUGGAUUCAGAUGUGGAAUCUGUCCCAAGUAGCUUCAUGGUCCAGGGUUUGCAAAAGAUGGUUUGAAAUUUUUGAUCCUCUGAUAUGACUAAAUCUGGAU
This is a messenger RNA of Eublepharis macularius, 5557 nucleotides long. RefSeq names its product zinc finger protein ZFP2-like. Gene Ontology annotation, cellular component: nucleus. The record is from RefSeq and is a predicted model, not a curated record. Gene Ontology annotation, biological process: regulation of transcription by RNA polymerase II. Lineage: Eukaryota; Metazoa; Chordata; Lepidosauria; Squamata; Eublepharidae. Bases 175 to 2439 code for a protein of 754 amino acids. Gene Ontology annotation, molecular function: DNA-binding transcription factor activity, RNA polymerase II-specific; RNA polymerase II cis-regulatory region sequence-specific DNA binding. The transcript has 5 exons.